Messenger RNA from Bufo gargarizans (Asiatic toad), 2515 nucleotides. RefSeq lists its product as uncharacterized. The transcript is spliced from 4 exons. NCBI's taxonomy places the organism in Eukaryota, Metazoa, Chordata, Amphibia, Anura, Bufonidae. The record is from RefSeq and is a predicted model, not a curated record. Bases 1 to 2346 code for a protein of 781 amino acids.
AUGCGCGAAAAACCUGAGACCCGCUCGCCGAUUAAAAAACGUCAGCGGAGAGACAAGAGGGCAUAUUCCCCUUCACAAUAUGCGCCUCCUUCUAAGACCAAGAAAACCAACUUAUCUUCAAGCCGAGCCAGCAGGAAAAUUCAACGGCGUCAUUUUCAACAGCAUUCAACUGUCACUCAGGAGCCAUCACCUGCUUCAACAGUUGAUCAUCCUCCUACAUCAUCUGCUUCUGGUGAGCUGAAUUAUAACUUUUUAAGUGACUGCAAACCGCAGGGCACUAUUAAUCAAGAGAUUAAUUCACUUGACAUUGAUUCUUCUAAAUUGAAGAUUCAGUUGUUUGAUGAAUUUUUACUUUACCUAUCUAAAAAGGAUGAAUCACCAAAAAAUGUUUGGUCUGGAUUAGCAGAUGUCAGUCAAGUUAAUACCCUUAAUAGUCUGACUGCUGCUAAUUCAACCAUUCAACCGUUCACUAAUGUACCUAAAAUGUCCAAUAUUAACCCUGAAAUGGCAGUAAUUCCUGAGCUUGAAUUUAACUCAGAUACUAUUUUGGAGGCAUAUAGAAAUUUUGGCGGAUUGGGUUGGUGUCUGUAUGACGAAUCCUUUCGUCAGAAACUUGCAGUAUCUGUUUCGCAUUUAACGAGUCGCAUUGCAGAUGGCAACAUAAUUGCAAAUACCGACACGAGUGUUCUUUCUGUGCCGGUUCUCAUUCAGCCUCAAAAUGUUUUAAAAAACAAGGUAUUCACUUCCCAAUUUCUAACAAGGAAAUUCAAUCGUUUAAACAAGGUGACUCCGCUGAAUUUGCCAAGAAUAAUUCAGUGGCUAGGUCAUUACCCAAACAUUCAGAUGGCUAAUUUAUUAAUUGACAGUUUUACCAAUGGGUUUUUCAUACCUGAAUUUGUGGGUCCAGGUUGCAUUCUAGUUGAAAAUGCGUUAUCUGUAAAACAAAAUAUUGACAUUGUUAAAGAAAAAAUUGAAUCUGAAAUUUUGGCAGGUAGGAUUGCUGGUCCCUUUGAUUCUCCCCCCUUCUUGAAUUUUCGUAUAUCUCCUUUAGCUUUAGUUCCUAAAAAAGAACCAAAUUCUUUUCGUCUUAUUCACAAUUUAUCUUAUCCUAAAUUCAGUUCCUUAAACGAUGAGAUGGAAAAAAAUAAAGCCAGUGUGAAAUACUCCUCAUUUGAUCAAGCUUUGUCUUUUUUACAAAAAGCAGGCCGCAAUUCUCUUCUUGCCAAAGCUGACAUUAAAUCUGCUUUCAGACUACUACCUAUAAACCCCAUCGGUUAUAAUUCUUUGGGUUUUUAUUUUCUCGAUAAAUUCUUUUAUGAUAUGGCCCUUCCCAUGGGAUUCACCCUAUCUUGCUUUUAUUUUGAGGCGUUUUCAACUUUUCUACACUGGGUUAUGGAUAUUCACUCAGGUAGUGGAUUUUUACUACAUUAUCUCGAUGACUUUUUAUUUAUAGGUCGUGAAGAUUCGGAUGAUUGUAUGAAUCUUCUGAAUAGAUUCAUUGGUAUAGCUAAAUAUUUCUGCAUUCCAUUAGCUGUAGAUAAAACUGUCUAUCCUACUACGAAUCUCAAGUUUUUGGGCAUAGAUAUAAAUACAGUAACAAUGGAAUUUAGCAUACCAAUGGAAAAAAUCCAGAAUACUGUUCAACAAUUAACUCGCAUAUCCGGAAAAGAAAAAAUUACGCUUAAACAACUUCAGUCUCUUUUAGGUUCUCUUAAUUUUAUUUCUCGUGUGAUUCCCAUGGGAAGGGUCUUUUCUAAAAGAUUGUAUGCUGCCACAUCAGGACCUUCAAAAGUUGUAUGGAUUUUUGGGGAUGAACUGAUUCAAUUGGCUGAGAGAAGAUCUGCUUUUAGACAUUCUACUGUUAAUUUAGGUUAUUCAGCAGAAUUUUCCAUAAACUGGUUUUCCUUUGCUGACCUUAAAAUUUCUGAUAUCUUCAAGAAUGUCAGCCUUAUAUAUUCAAAAAUGUCGAAACCUGACCUGUUUAUUUUACAUAUUGGCUCGUUUGAUUUGGGAAAAAUCAAAACGCAUUUGUUAAUUUAUGAAUUAAAAGAAUUGUUAUGUAAAAUAUGCUACUUACUUGAUGGUGUUGUACUCGUAUUUUCUGACAUCAUCCCAAAAUUUUCUUGGUUCAAUUCUGAGUUAUCCUUUCUGGAAACAAUUAGGAAAAGAAUUAAUAAAAAAAUGGAGAUUUAUUUGAAGGAAAUUGGUCAUGGCAAUUACAGACAUGUUGAAUUAGAAGGAUUCGUUAGAGGACUUUACCAAGAAAAGGAUGAUCAGCUUUCUGAUAUUGGAUGUGAUAUAUUCAUUUCAGAUUUGCAGAACAUAAUUGAUAAUGGUUUUUAUUAAAGGCUUGCAAUGUUUAUUGGGCCACUUGUUUUUAUGUGGCGUUGUGGGGUUAAGUCACUCUCUGAGUGGACUGAGUGUUAUAUGGUUUAUUGGUUUAAAUAUUUACUUAUUUAUAUUUGAGAAUAAAUUGGAUUAACCAGAUUAUAAUUAAUUGGUUAAGUAAUAAGCA